Oryza brachyantha (malo sina) is the source of this 3244-nucleotide messenger RNA. RefSeq lists its product as uncharacterized. Lineage: Eukaryota; Viridiplantae; Streptophyta; Magnoliopsida; Poales; Poaceae. The record is from RefSeq and is a predicted model, not a curated record. The transcript has 4 exons. The coding region runs from base 1060 to 2820 and encodes 586 amino acids.
AGCGGGAAUAAAUCCCCGCACCACACUAACCCUUUACAACUCCGGAGAAUUUAGAACCUGUCCUAGAAGUAAUCGAGGGUGCAAACGCAUGAACACGCGUGUCAAGAACUGAACCCAAAAAAAACUAGCCGAAUCCGGAUCCACAAAUCCAAGUUUUUUUAGUGUCCAAAACCGUUUCUUGGGUGCAGUAUCCUACUGCUGCUUGUGCGCUAGCCUAGUCGUCCUCUUCACAUGGCCUGUGCGUAGGAACCGAGCUUUUCUUCCCCACUGCAAUCCCGGGUAAUCUUGCCAUUCCCCUGUCUUCUUUUCUGCUUUUCUGCUCCAAAAGGCUGUAGGCUUUGUAGUAGCUCGCCCAAUCGACCUCGUCCCUGAAUUCUGCACCUGCUCCUUGUUCCUCGCGCUCUGGGCUCUGGCCCUUCUUGCAAUUACUCCUUGCCGUUCUUGAUGAGCCUUUAAUGGAGAGGAGUUAAGCUUCCCAGUUAUGGAGGUUUUGCUGUGGUAGGCGUUUCGAUCCUUUUCACGGCCGGCUGUUCCUUGGCUUGCAUGCUUGGGCGCAGGCAGGCAGGGAUGGAAACUGUAGCCUCACGCGUUGCCGAGAGAGGCAGCUCGUUUGCCAUCGAAUUGAUGGGAACGAGAGCGUGAGUAGUAAAAGGAGACAGCUUUUUUUCCUUAACGCCUCUCCGUGUGCUCCUCACCGUUCUGGAAAUCGAUCAAACGCCAUCUCCAAUCUCCAUCUCCAUCUCCAUCUCCAUCUCCAUCUCCAUCGUCUUCUUCCUUCUCCAGGAGCCCUUUGGGGUUUUGGAGGUCUCUGAUCGUCUGAUACCCUGGUUGCUCGUUUGAGGGGGAUUGUUAGUGCAGAAAAGCUGACUCAUUUGUCUCUUCUUAGCCAUACUAGUUUUGUUGCAAGCGUGCUCUUUUCAUCAACAAGAGGUUCUGCUCUGCUCCGUGUUGGGAGGUCAGGAGACAGUUUUUUGCUUUCAGGCCAGCGUUGGUGAGCUCUGAGGUGAUCAAGGUCUUGUUUCACCGCGAUUACUAGAGUUUCUAACACCAGAGCUAAAGAUGGAACUUGUCUACUUGGAAAGGAGAAAUGGGUUAGAUGAAGAUAGCGCCUCUCCAGAGUUUAGUGGAAGGUCAGCAAUUGACCAUCAACACCUGACAGUUGCUACACCUGAGGUGAAGUCUGAUUUAGGACAGACAAUGUACAAGCAUCCAGUACCAUCAGAUGAGAAGAAAAGCAGGAACUGCCAGUCAUGUCAUAAGUCGUCGUGUUCUUGUAGGAGCGAAGUGUUCCAUUCAGAUUUGUACCCGACGCUUCCUGCGAAGAUGAUGAUACUGGAGUUCCUCAUCAGGAGCCUGAGGCACCCAACAAGAACCCACAACGUGAGUGAUCUCGAUGACAUGAUUAGCAAUGGAGCUAGCACAGGGAGUGUAGUUCUUGGUCCUUCAGAGAAAAUGAUGUUGGAUUCUUUGCAUUCCCUUGUUGAUGCGAAAGCAAGGCCGAAAAGUCCUUCAUUCUUCCACUCAGGAGCUAAGAUGAGAAAAGCUCGGUCAAAAUCCCACAUGAUAACACAGUCAGAGAUACUGAAGCUUAUAUCUCCUGAGACAUGGGAGAUCUCAUCCCCUGGCGCAUCGCCAUUGAAGAAGAACACAGCUGAGUUGAGCAUGAAUGAGAAGAUGGUGUCCUCUUGCUCUGAUACACCAUCUUUGAGUUCAAAGCAACCUGUUUUGUCCUCAUGCUCAUCGUCUCUAAGUGCAGGGCUUCUACAGUGCAUAUGGAGGGAUGGUCUUCCACAUUUUGAACUGUCACUGGACAAUCCUAUGGCAGUAUACACGGCAAAUCCUACCAAGGCCCAGGACAAUGACAAGUCCCUUGACUUUGUCUACUUGCUCCAUUCAGAUGAGCAAGGGAGAAAAGAUUGGCUAGGCAACUCAAGCAAUGUGUCACGGCUUGUCGGCAAGAUGAAGGUAUCAAGUUCUUUAGUUCUAAACUCAGAUAAGUCGACUUCUAUGGAGACAGAGUUUGUCUUGUAUGGUUCACCAGAUGAUUACCUGAGGCAAUUGCAAAGUUCAUAUGCUGUUACAAAAAGCAAGGGGCUAGCCAAGAGAGUAGCAGACAUUAUGAAGCCAGCCAAUUUGAACUCUAGUCCAAAACAUGUGUGGAAGUUUGGCAAAUCUUCAACCCAACAGGUUGACGAGCUGCCUGAAAUAUCUGAAGGUGAACAGUGCAGUGCCAAAGAAUCAGUCCUCAAAAAUCUCACCGCCGAUGAUCUGCCUACCAACCAGGAGAUAGCAGCAAUUGUAGUCAGAAAACAGCAGCGCGAACGGCAGAAAUCGCCUGUUCUUGGUGGCUGGGGGCUCAAGUUCCUUGAGAAGGCUGGAGCCACUGCUCAUACAGGGAGCAGUGAAGAUGCUGAUGUUCAGACCAGGAAGAGUAAUGCAGGGAGUGUAAGUGCUAUUGUUCCCCGAGGUUACCAUGGCGGCACGGCUUCGAAGAACGGCGGCCCUGCCGGCCUCAUCGAGAGAUGGAGGUCAGGAGGGCAUUGUGAUUGCGGUGGAUGGGAUCUUGGUUGCCCAAUUAGAGUGCUGCAGAAUGAUGGCUGUGGCACAUCGCCUCAGUCAGAGUCCCAGGCACAUGACAGAAAAUCAAUAGAGCUACUAUCACUGAAGGGUGGGAAGAAUGAGCCCAUGUUCAAGCUUGUGAAUGUCACAGAUGACCUGCACAUCAUAUACUUUGACUCCAGUCUUUCGCCGUUGCAAUGCUUCUCAGCAGGAAUAGCAAUUAUCCACAGCCAGGCGCCUCAGCUCCAUCCAAAACUGUGAAGACAUCUUGAUCUUGUUUAAGACUAAAAUAUAGAAUAGAAGAUUUUAAAUGCGUCAUCUUGUUUCUUUUACUUGAUUUCAUAAGGGGAGGUUAUCCUCCUGUUAAAUUGUUAAUAUUUCAGUCUAUUCCAUCAUUUUUAAUCUUAAUCUUGUUUUAACGCUAUAAUGUGCUAUAAAUCGCUGGUAGGUACCUUGCUAUGGUAAAUUUUCUUUCAAAUGGUUUGCAGAAGGAUGUACUCCCUCGAGCCAAGGGAUCAUUUAUUAAGAACAAUUUCAGAACAAACCACGCCAUCGUACAGUAGGAAGCGUCAUUUGACAUACGAUAUUAAGAUUUCACCAACCACAGCACAGUAUUUUCCGAGCUGCAUCCAAACUACAAUAAAGAAAUUUACCAGCGGCAUCAGUACAGUAGAGUAUCCAUGCA